AUGGCAACAGUGAAUGAAUCAAAUUUAUGUUCAAUCUGCAAUAAAUCUUCAGCUAAAUACUUUUGCAUUGGAUGUAAAAAAUAUUUUUGUUCAAAGGAUUUGAAAGAACAUGAACAACAACUAUCGAUUAAAUUUGACAAUGAAAUAGUAAGAUCACAUGAUGAACUUCUUGAUCAAAUACAAAAAUUAGAAAAAUCAAAUUAUUUGUCGUUGGAUCUUUUUGAUCAAAUUGAACGAUGGAAAAAAACAACAAUCAAUAAAGUAGAAAAAGCAGCAGAAAAAGCUCACCAUGAACUUAUCAAAUUAAUUGAUAAACAAAGAAUAACAGCAAUUAAUCAACUUGAACCAAUUACAAAAGAAAUUCGUUGUUGUCGAGAAGAAGAAAAUUUUCUUGAAACUGAUAUCAAUCGAGUUCGAAAAAAAAUCGAUGAAGUUCAAGAGAAACUUCAACAAUUUUUUCAAAAAGAUACAAAGAAAUCAAUCAUUAUUGAUAAUAAUGACCAAAUUGAUUGGAAUCGACUCAUCUAUAUCCGUGAAGAACAACAAAACUUAUCAUUACUACGUAGUGCAGAUCUGAAUGCAAAUACAAAAUGGAUAUACACUGGUGUGACUGUGGCAGGAGGAAAUAGACAAGGUAGUGGAAUGAAUCAACUCAACAAUCCAUGGGGUUUGCGAGUCGAUGAUAAUCAAACUAUCUACAUUGUUGAAGGAUCGAAUAAUCGUAUUAUGGCAUGGGAAUGUGGUGCGAUGACUGGCCGAAUUGUGGCCGGUGGAAAUAAACAAGGAAAUCGUCCUGAACAAUUGAACACUCCGACAGAUGUGAUUAUUAAUAAAGAAAAAGAUAGUCUUAUCAUUUGUGAUUACAACAAUAAAAGAGUAGUUCGAUGGCCUCGUCAAAAUGGUACAAGUGGAGAAACAAUCAUAUCAAAUGUUGGAUGCUGGGGCUUGACAAUAGACGAUGAUGGAUUUCUCUAUGUUGCUGAUUGCGCUAAACAUGAAGUUAGACGAUAUCGAAUGGGAGAAAAUCAAGGAACAGUUGUUGCAGGUGGAAAUGGACAAGGAAAUCGUCUUGAUCAGUUGUCUAAUCCGACAUACGUAUUCGUCGAUCGAGAUCAUUCAGUGUAUGUAUCAGAUUAUGGUAACCAUCGGGUGAUGAAGUGGAUGGAAGGUGUAAAAGAAGGCAUUGUUGUAGCUGGCGGUCAAGGUCAAGGAAAUAGUCUUAUGCAGUUAUCGAAUCCUCAUGGAAUUGUCGUGGAUCAAUCAGGUACUGUCUAUGUGACUGACUACAGAAAUCAUCGAAUAAUGCGUUGGUGUUCAGGUGAUACACAAGGAAGUGUCAUCGUUGGUGGAAAUGGUCAAGGGAGUGAAUCAAAUCAACUCUAUAGUCCCGUCGAUUUGUCAUUUGAUAGAGAUGGUAAUCUCUACGUGAGUGACUAUGGAAAUCAUCGAGUACAAAAGUUCAACAUUAAUCGAAUUUAA
Rotaria sp. Silwood2 is the source of this 1479-nucleotide messenger RNA. Lineage: Eukaryota; Metazoa; Rotifera; Eurotatoria; Philodinida; Philodinidae. The record is from the annotation of a GenBank genome assembly.